AUGCCUAAACCGACCAAAGAAGAUUGGGUGGAAAUAUCAAAUAUAUUUUAUUCUAAAACAAAUUUUCCAAAUUGUCUAGGAGCAAUAGACGGCAAACAUAUAAGGUGUAGAAAUCCUAACAACUCCGGUUCGUUCUACUUUAAUUAUAAGAAGUAUUUCUCUAUCGUUUUGAUGGCAAUAGUCAUAGGCGUGCGCACGGGGGCAGCAGAGGCAGCAUAUGCUGCCCCUGGACUUUCUUUGGGGCCACCGGGGCCGGCAAAUAUUAAAUGA
Molecule: messenger RNA, 270 nt
Organism: Macrosiphum euphorbiae (potato aphid)
Lineage: Eukaryota; Metazoa; Arthropoda; Insecta; Hemiptera; Aphididae
Source: the annotation of a GenBank genome assembly